GCCGCCGCCCGCGCCCCUCGUCCUCAACAAGUGCUGCUGGCGAUCGCAGUAUUGGGACCUGAGCAUGUGGGCGUGCGUGUCGUUUCCUUGGCUGUCGCCCGACUUCACCCAGGACGAGGCCUUGGAGCCGCCCAUCACCGCGUCGUGGGUGCCGCCGGCGCUGCGCAACCGCUCCAUCCUCGCCAGGUACGACGGGGAGCUGAAGGGCAACGAGAUGGCGGUGCUGGACGCGGGCAACGCCACGCUGAUAGCCGAGGUGGAGCGCGCCAACGCGAGCGCGGGCGUCUUCGCCGCCGAGGAGCGAUUCCAGCCGCCCGUGGACGAGCGCGCCGUCUACGCGCAGACCUUCUGCGUCGACCACACCAACGACGCGCUGGUGCGCCACGUGCUCAUCUCGGGCCUCAUCACGCGACACCUCAACAAGUGCUGCCCCGACGGCCAGCGGCUCACGCGGCGCGCGGACGCCUGCGAGGACGCGCUCGACGGCGGCAGCGGAGGCGAAGGGCUGGGCGACGGCGGCGUGGACGAAGGAGGCGGGAGUGAGAGCGGGGGAGAAGGGCUGGGCGACGGCGGGGGGGAGGAAGUGGGCGUGACUGGGAACGGGGGAGAAGAGUUGGGUGAGGGUGAGGGCGGGGUGGAGGAAGCGAGUGUGACUGAGAACAGGGGAAAAGAGUUGGGCGAGGGUGAAGGUGGGAGCGGGCUGGUGGAAGUGGGCGUGCGUAGGAAAAGAGAAGGGCUGACGGAGGGUGAGGGCGGGCGGGGUGGAGGAAGUGGACAUAAAUGA
Molecule: messenger RNA, 784 nt
Organism: Gryllus bimaculatus (two-spotted cricket)
Lineage: Eukaryota; Metazoa; Arthropoda; Insecta; Orthoptera; Gryllidae
Source: the annotation of a GenBank genome assembly